This is a messenger RNA of Charadrius vociferus (killdeer), 2614 nucleotides long. It is a transcript of the gene ANKS6, whose product is annotated as ankyrin repeat and sterile alpha motif domain containing 6. The record is from RefSeq and is a predicted model, not a curated record. Gene Ontology annotation, molecular function: protein binding. The coding region runs from base 1 to 2565 and encodes 854 amino acids. Gene Ontology annotation, cellular component: cytoplasm. NCBI's taxonomy places the organism in Eukaryota, Metazoa, Chordata, Aves, Charadriiformes, Charadriidae. The transcript is spliced from 17 exons. Gene Ontology annotation, biological process: innate immune response.
AUGGUCCUGAGGCGGUCCCGGGUGGUUGUCCCGCAGCUGCUGGGGCAGGGAGUGAGCGGAGCGGGGAUAACUCGUUCUGGGCCCCCUCGCUACGAGAAGGACAUUGAGUUUGGACAUCUAAGUGUGGCUCACAUCUUGUUGGAGAAUGGUGCUGAUCUCAAUGCGCAGAACAAGUUAGGAGCCAGUGUCCUUACAAUGGCCUCCAGAGGCGGCCACAUCAGCAUGGUGAAAUUAUUGCUGGAAUCUGGAGCUUUUGUGGACAAUUAUGACCAUUUUAGCACAAACGUACUUAGCAGCAGCAGAGACGACCUACCCGAUAUCACUCCACUAAUGGCAGCUGCUCAGCAUGGACAUGAGGCAGUGGUACAUCUGUUACUAGACUGGGGAGCUGACUGUAAUUACGCUGUGAAGACUAUGGGCUGGAGUCCUUUAAUGCUGGCAGCUGUUAGUGGAAAGGUGAGCUUGGCACAACAGCUCAUGGAGAAGGGUGCCAAUCCAGAUCACCUGAAUGUACUACAUAAAACACCUUUUGAAAUCUCUGUUGGCUUCAAACACAAAGACAUGAAGGACUACCUGGAAUCUCUCACAACGAUCAGACCCCAGGCAGAUACAGAAAAGAGGCAGCCUGAUGUCUUUCAUGCUUUGAAAUUGGGAAACUUUCAGCUGGUUAAAGAGAUCAUUGAUGAAGACCCGUGUCAGGUCAAUAUUACCAAUGUUGAUGGUGCUUCUCCAUUAAUGAUUGGGGCUGUAACUGGACAGCUGUCCCUUGUUCAGCUUCUUGUUGAGAAGAAUGCUGAUAUUGACAAACAGGAUAAUGUUCAUGGCUGGACAGCACUAAUGCAGGCCACAUACCAUGGAAACAAAGAAGUUGUAAAGUAUUUGUUAAAUCAAGGAGCUGACGUCAAUCUUCGUGCAAAAAAUGGAUACACAGCUUUUGACCUGAUAAUGCUGCUGAAUGAUCCAGACACGGAGCUUGUACGGUUACUGGCAUCAGCAUGCAUGCAAGUAGACAAAGACAAGAAUAAACUGAACAAUAGAUCAUCUUUGCCUUGUUCCAGAAGUAGGCAAUCCUUAAAUGUUCCAAUGUUGCCAGAUGACAAAGGAGGUCUAAAGUCCUGGUGGAGCAGGAUGUCCAAUCGAUUCCGCAAGCUGAAGUUGACUCAGACGUUGCGCCAUGGGUUUCCUUCCAGUCAGUUUGUACCAUUUCCUGAUGAGCCUGAACCAUCAUUAAAUUCCACCAUAAAAGCUGUUUCACAGAGUGAUAUGGACACCUCUGGAAACGUUGAUGCUGCUACAGCUCGGAUCACAAAUAACAAAGCUAGUGGUGUAAACACUGCAAAAGGAGGAAAAGAGGAUGAAUUAUUGACAACCAUGUUGAGAAGUAGUGCUCCAUUUACCAGGCUGCCCAGCGAUAAACUGAAAGCAGUGAUACCCCCUUUCUUACCACCCUCAAGUUUUGAGCUUUGGAAUUCUGACCGAACGCGACUCAGCAAAGAUGGCAAAGCUGAACAGAUGAGAACUGCAUGGCCGCAGAGAGCGAUCAAGCAUGACUUUAACAGCAGUGGGAACUCUGACAUAACAUCUGUUAGCAAAGGUACUAGACCAGUCAAAUUACCAACAUUUGCAAGAAGACCUGCAUCUCCUUCAAAUUCCAACAACUUCAACCAUUCUCCCCAUUCUUCUGGUGGAUCCAAUAACAUUGCAGGAAUUAACAGGCAUGGAGGAGAACUGCAUAACAGAUCAGGUGGCAGUGCAGAUAAUGUUUUGUCUCAGAUUGCAGCCCAAAGAAGAAAAGCAGCAGGCUUACCUGAACAGAAACCCAGCCAACAGCAUAGUCCAGUCCAGUCAACUCCUUCAUCCACUCUGUCUGAUUUGCAUUGUGCUCAAAUUGUUGGCAAUGGACAUGUUGUAAAGGUACAGAGAACUCAAAAACUGGAGAUGAAUAAAAGACCUCCAUCUGGGACUUCAUCUACAUCUAAAAGCACAUCACCAACUCUCACACCUUCCCCAUCACCCUCCCCGUCUCCUAAGGUUCACAACACAGAGUCCUCUCUCUCUUCUUCUCACAGACAGGCCAAGAGCAAUGGUUCCAGCAGUGGUACUGUUACAGAAGAUGGCAACCACUUGGUGGACCAUCAACAGCUUGUCCCUAUUCUGAGAACCAGUGAUGUAGAGAAUCAUGAGAGACGAAACCAUGUGAGAGUAAAAGGAGGCUCUGAAAACUUGGAGAAAGAUGAGCUGACUGGCAUCCUUAAAAAAUUGUCACUUGAGAAGUAUCAGCCUAUUUUUGAGGAACAAGAGGUGGAUAUGGAAGCCUUCCUUACACUUACUGAUGGUGAUCUGAAAGAGCUGGGUAUUAAAACUGAUGGAUCAAGGCAGCAAAUUUUGGCCGCUAUUUCUGAGCUGAAUGCAGGAAAGGGACGAGAGAGACAGAUAUUACAAGAAACUAUACACAACUUCCACUCUUCCUUUGAGAGUAGUGUUAGUAACACACGACCUCCAGGUCAUUCCCAGUCACCUGGCUGCUCUAUAAAACCACAAGAAACUGUUUCUCCUAAAAGGUAGCUAUGGGGAAAAAAAAGAAUAUUUUUCUUAUGGUGAAGUGUCGCAUCUG